Molecule: messenger RNA, 814 nt
Organism: Lathyrus oleraceus (garden pea)
Lineage: Eukaryota; Viridiplantae; Streptophyta; Magnoliopsida; Fabales; Fabaceae
Product: DExH-box ATP-dependent RNA helicase DExH12
Exons: 1
Coding region: 110-625 (171 amino acids)
Source: RefSeq, a predicted model, not a curated record
AAAACCAUACAAGAAAGAAAACGGUCAUUGUAUCGUCUAUUUUUCUCUCUCUCACUGAUAUAUAUUAGGGUUCUUCAUUGUCUUCAAUCAUCCCUUGGUGUUUUCAGAAAUGGGGGAAUCGCGGUUCAAGCAAUACACGUACAUCCCCCCAAAACCUCUACCCCUCUCCCCUCCCUGUGUAAUACCAAAACCCAACUCCUUCGACAUGAUCGGCAUCGAAAAAGAGAGCGUCUUCUUGUCUAUCCACGUCGAAGAGGAGAGCGUCUUCCCGGUCAUCGACGACGGCAUAUACCAACCAAAGACUAAGAGAACCCGUGCCGCCUAUGAAAAUCUCCUAAGCCUCAUCCAGCAGCCCGUCCCCGGUCAUCCACUCGCCGGUCAGCCGCUCAGUACAGUCAGGUUCGUCGCCGAUAAGAUUAUUGAAAUUCUCAAAAACGACGGCGUUAGUAUCCAUGACAAGAAGAUCAACAUUGACAUGCUUCUCAACCCUAUCCCUAACCAUGUUUUUGAUCAGCUUGUCUCAAUUGGUAAGCUUAUAACUGAUUUCUAUGGGUUUUCCGCCGGUCAUGUCGAUGGCGGCAUUGUAGACGGUGUCCGGAAUUUAUCCAUCUGCAGCAACAGAUAGAGCAUUAUGAUUAGUUACUGCAUCAAAAAAUUAUGUGAAUAGGUUGGUUAUUGCAACACUGGACCUUCUUUUUUGUUCAUUUUCUUUAGUAUGAAUUGAAUGGUGUCAAUUGUUACAUUGACUUACCAAAGUGUUCAUUUUCUAAUUUAGAAUGUUAUGUUAUUAUACCUUUUUAUAUGCUUUUCAUUA